AUGUACCUAAUAGUGGAGUUUGAGGGAGAAGGGACGACUGGACCAGUUGCCAAGUCCUGGUAUGCUGACGGAUACUCUUGGUGGCCACCAUAUAAAGACAUUGACAGGCUGUUAAAGAGUGUUAAAAUCAUGGAGACACCACAGCCAGAGAAGGGGUGGACCCGGCAUAAAACAAGAAUCCUGCACGAGUCAGCAUCUUUUCACAAUGUAGCCAACAACUGGAAGAAGGCCAGUUAUACAUCCGACAUAAAUUCAGAACCUGAAAUUGCUGGAAAAAGGAUUCCAAAAAAGAAACUGUGCUCCAACCACAUCUACUCAUCGGAUGAUGAGGCACCAGAACAACCACCUCUUAAAAAAAGAAAAAGUGCAGACAAAGAAAGUCUUCCACCAGCACCAAAGCCUCCUUCAAUUCCAAAACGCACAAAGAAAAAAGGUCCUGUUGUGCAACCUCAGGUUUUGCAGAGCAGAGCUGUAAACUCUUUAAGCAACUCAUUUGUCAAUCAGCAACAAUGUGAUAUGGAAGACCAACAGCAGACCUGGUGUGAGAGUCUCCCCAGCUUUCAAGCUCCAGUGCGUGUUUCUCAGCCAGACCAUCACGGAGACGGUUGGAGUGUUGAUCCACCUAACACACAAGAGCACACCUUUUCUGUCAUGAGACCCUCAGGGGACCACCUUGGACGAACGCAGACGACUGUGGGCAUCUCUCAGGCAGACCAUCACGGAGCCGGCUGGAGUGUUCAUCCACCUAACACACAAGAGCACACCUUUUCUGUCCUGAGACCCUCAGCGACUGUGGGCAUCCCUCAGCCAGACCAUCACGGAGCCGGCUGGAGUGUUGAUCCACCUAACACACAAGAGCACACCUUUUCUGUCCUGAGACCCUCAGGUGAUUGUGACCACCAAGGAAGAACACAGACGACUGUGGGCAUCUCUCAGGCAGACCAUCACGGAGCCGGCUAUGGUGUUGAUCCACCUAACACACAAGAGCACACCUUUUCUGUCCUGAGACCCUCAGGUGACCACCAAGGAAGAGAACAGAGUACUUCUGGUGUGAGACAGGAAAAUCCAGUCUUGCGUCUGGUUCCAAAUCAAUGUACAUCUGUAGAAAGGGCCAUUCUAGAAACACUAGAGAAAAUGGACAUGAAGAUCAACCACCUGACUUCACUGGUCCAGUCUCUAGUGGGAAACAGGCGCUUUUUACCCCCAGUGGCAGUGCAAAAUGAUGAGGAAGAUGGAAUCUUUCCUCUAGCAUCCACUGAGGAUCUAGACCGGCUGGAGCAAAGUCUGUCAGACAGAGGAUUUAUGCAGAGAAUGGUGAACAGAUUAUCCAUCAGCGGCGGGCCAACAAUGAAAAAGACCGUCUGGAGAAUCUGCACAAAGGUCUUCAGCACCAACGUCGCCCGCCAACUGAACUGGUGUGGGAGAGGUGACAAGCGGGGGAUAAGGAGGACAAACGUCGGGUCACUGUUAACCGCUUCAGCCAUGAGGAAUCCCGUCCUGCCGUCACCAACAGAAGCAGAGGCGGAAAAAUAUAUAAAAGAUUUCCUCCGCUUGGCUCCAGGGAGGGAGUAAUUGUUUAUUUAAUUUUAUUCUUAAUUUAUUUAAUUGUUU
This is a messenger RNA of Megalobrama amblycephala (Wuchang bream), 1611 nucleotides long. RefSeq lists its product as uncharacterized. The coding region runs from base 1 to 1572 and encodes 523 amino acids. Lineage: Eukaryota; Metazoa; Chordata; Actinopteri; Cypriniformes; Xenocyprididae. The record is from RefSeq and is a predicted model, not a curated record. The transcript has 17 exons.